AUGAAAUCCAACCACCACCGUGCUCCGCUGAUCUCCUCCGCAUCUUCCUCUUCUUCUUCUACCUCGAGCAAUUCUUUUGUUUCUCGGCUCCUUCUUCUCCUGACUCUCCUACCUGUUUCUCUCGCCUGUCUCGCCUUCGUCCUCCAAUGGCGCGGCGGAGGUCUCGCCACCUCGUCCGGUGAUCUCGGAUCCUCCACUUGGGCUCCUCGUGGAUCGGAUCUCAACCACGAGGUGUUUCCAGGCAUGGAGACGGUUUCCUCUGUCUCUCCCAAGGUUCAUCACUCGUCCUCCGAUUGCUCGAAUCUCGCUCAUAGUUCUUCCCCUUCGUUCCCUUACUACGGAGACUGGAAGUUCGGUGCUGAUGCCAAUUUUAAGCCUAAGAUUUGUAUCACGACAAGCACAUCCGCGGGUUUGGAUCAGAUUCUGCCAUGGAUGUUCUAUCAUAAGGUUUUAGGAGUCUCAACAUUUUACCUUUUCGUAGAAGGGAGAGCUGCUACUCCAAGCGUGUCCAGAGUUUUGGAGUCUAUUACUGGAGUUAAGGUAAUAUACAGGACUAAAGAGCUGGAGGAGAAGCAGGCUAAGAGCCGGAUUUGGAAUGAGACAUGGUUAUCGUCUUUCUUCUACAAGCCAUGCAAUUACGAAUUAUUCGUCAAGCAAUCUCUCAACAUGGAAAUGGCUAUUGUCAUGGCAAGGGAAGCUGGCAUGGAAUGGAUACUUCAUCUUGACACUGAUGAGUUGAUAUACCCAGCAGGUGCUCGUGAGUACUCAUUGAGGCAGUUACUGCUUGAUGUCCCUCCAAAUGUGGAUAUGGUUAUAUUUCCAAAUUAUGAAAGCAGCGUUGAAAGAGAUGACGUCAAGGAUCCUUUUACAGAGGUGUCAAUGUUCAAGAAGAAUUAUGAUCAUCUUCCAAAAGAUACGUACUUUGGCAUGUACAAGGAAGCGACACGUGGCAAUCCGAACUACUUCUUGACUUAUGGAAAUGGAAAAUCAGUUGCUCGGAUUCAAGAGCACCUCCGACCAAAUGGUGCACACAGAUGGCAUAAUUACAUGAAAACUCCCAAUGAAAUUAAAUUGGAGGAGGCUGCUGUGUUACACUACACCUAUGCGAAAUUUUCGGAUUUGACUUCCAGACGGGACCGUUGUGGCUGCAAACCAACAAAAGAAGAUGUGAAAAGAUGCUUUAUGUUGGAAUUUGAUAGAUCCGCAUUCAUAAUUGCCUCAACAACAACAGAAGAAGAAAUGUUAAACUGGUACCAUGAACAUGUUGUCUGGGGCGACAAAGAGCUAAAGCUGAAACUCCUGAGGAAGGGUAUUCUGACACGAAUUUAUGCUCCAAUGGUUAUAAUACAAGCGUUGAAAGAGUCUGGUGUCUUCAGCUCAGUUAUCUCAUCAGCUCCUUCAGAAAAUUCGAAGAACAAGCUCUUAUCAUCAAUUCACAACAGCAACUCAUCCAAAACUGCAUCUCAGUCUGUUCCAUCUGGACAUCUCGAGAAGAACAGAGAGAAUCAGCAUGUCUCCGCCAGGCGAAUUCUCGGUGCUGAAUCAGACAACACACACGAACCAGCUGUGCCGCCUCUAUCACCCCCCGGGAUGGAAGGCUCUGCAUUCAUCACCGAGGAUUAACGGGUUUCUGGCCACUGAAACCAUCACUUCUCUUUCUCAUCAGCUUUGGAUAUCGAAUCCAACCUUGGCAUUUUUCAAGAUAUGGGACAGUGAAGAGAGAGUGUGAGAAAAGGGUUUCUUGUGAUUCUUCCCGAUCCUAAUCCAAGCGCUGCAACGUAUAGUUGGAACUGAGAUUGAGAGAGAAAUUUUGGUUUUCACAAAUCUCCUCGGCCGUGCAGCUUUGAUGGAUGAGUUGCAGCAUUAAUUUUCACAUUGUUUCUCUAUGUAAUUCUUGUGUACAGAGUGUGCACCUCCAUUGGUGAUUAGACUCAUCACUGCAUUAAUUCUAUUCCCAUUAUUUUCUGAUCUUA
This is a messenger RNA of Tarenaya hassleriana, 1973 nucleotides long. Its product is annotated as glycosyltransferase-like KOBITO 1. The transcript is spliced from 11 exons. The record is from RefSeq and is a predicted model, not a curated record. The coding region runs from base 1 to 1623 and encodes 540 amino acids. NCBI's taxonomy places the organism in Eukaryota, Viridiplantae, Streptophyta, Magnoliopsida, Brassicales, Cleomaceae. Gene Ontology annotation, biological process: cellulose biosynthetic process; response to abscisic acid.